AUGGCAGACGAGAAGAACAAAAUAGUUUGGAACGAGAAGGCGAAGAGAUUCGAGACGGAGGACAAGGAAGCCUACCUCUCGUACGAGCUCCGGCGAGAUAUCAACGGCGACGGCGGCCAAACGGCGAUGGACAUAACCCACACGUACGUGCCGCCGAGCAAGAGGGGCUUAGGCCUCGCCGCCGACCUCUGCUCCGCCGCCUUCUCGCACGCUCAGAGCCACUCGUUGUCCGUCAUUCCCACCUGCUCUUACGUCUCCGAUACAUUUCUUCAUAAAAACCCUAAUUGGAAUUCAGUUUUGUACAAAGGAGAUGUCAAGUCCAGCAUGUGA
Striga hermonthica is the source of this 330-nucleotide messenger RNA. Lineage: Eukaryota; Viridiplantae; Streptophyta; Magnoliopsida; Lamiales; Orobanchaceae. The record is from the annotation of a GenBank genome assembly.